Molecule: messenger RNA, 3647 nt
Organism: Xenopus laevis (African clawed frog)
Lineage: Eukaryota; Metazoa; Chordata; Amphibia; Anura; Pipidae
Gene: lrch1.L
Product: leucine-rich repeats and calponin homology (CH) domain containing 1 L homeolog
Exons: 20
Coding region: 485-2590 (701 amino acids)
Cellular component (GO): cytoplasm
Source: RefSeq, a predicted model, not a curated record
UAGGUUGAACAGCUGAACCGCCGUCAAAGGCAUUCUGGAUCCCAAAACAUCAGCAUGUAUUCCUCCUUCCCAACAGCAAAUCAAUUCCACCUUAACCCAUAAAGGAACAGCGUGCAGGAAAUGCCCCCGCCACUGAGCAGCCGGCAAGGAGCUGUCUAACGAGACCAAUCAGGGACCGGCUUUCAUGGCAACUUUUAAGGAGUCUCUGGCGAGCGUGUGAAGUUUUCCCUGGCAGGAAAUAGGCUUGUGAGGAAGAUUUGCUGGUACCUUUGUGCGGGCUGCAGGCAGGAUACAGAGCAGGGGAAGGACAUGCGCUCUGAGCCUUCUCACUCCCACAGGCAGGAAAGCUACAGGAAAGAACGAGCUGCUGCUGUUGCAGCGAUUGCAGCUGCCUGAAGCCACUGGCUCCGCUCUGUUCCCGCACUCUGUACCCGCACUGGACAGACAAACUAGGCACAGGGCUCGGGAACAACCGGGAGGGAAGAUGGCGACGCUGGGAAGCGAAUGUCAGGCUUUAUGUGCCCUCCCAACCCAGCAGCAAUACAGCGCUGCCAGCGGGGUCACCAACUUCAGCCUCAAACUGCCGGUCAACCGGGGACUGGAACGAGCCCUGGAGGAGGCUGCCAGCUCGGGGCUCCUGAAUGUCAGUGCCAGGAAACUGAAGGAAUUUCCCCGAACUUCUGGCAGCACUGAUCUGGCGGACACGGUGCGGGCAGAUUUUUCAAAAAACAGGCUGACUGAAGUUCCUGUGGAAGUGUGUCAGUUUGUGUCACUGGAAGCACUGAAUUUGUACCAUAACUGUAUCAAAAUGAUUCCCCAUGCUUUUGUAAAUCUGCAGAUGUUGACAUAUUUAAACAUUGGUCGGAAUCAGCUUUCCUCUCUGCCGGCCUGCGUAUGUGGUCUUCCUCUUAAAGUUCUUAUUGCAAAUAAUAAUAAGCUUGGUUCUCUGCCAGAGGAAAUAGAUCAGCUGCAGCACCUAAUGGAAUUGGAUGUCAGCUGCAAUGAAAUCACAUGUUUGCCACAGCGAAUCGGUCUCCUGAAAUCUCUUAGAGACCUGAAUGUACGAAGAAAUCAUUUAAAGGCCCUACCUCAAGAAAUUGUUGAUCUUCCAUUGGUGAAAUUGGAUUUUUCAUGCAAUAAAGUGCUGGUUCUACCGCUUUGUUUUAGAAAAAUGGUGCAAUUACAAGUAUUAAUACUUGAGAACAACCCACUCCAGUCUCCUCCUGCACAGAUUUGUAUCAAGGGCAAAGUACACAUAUUUAAAUAUUUAAGCAUGCAAUCGUGUCAGCUGGAAAAAACUGGGGAUGGAUUUUAUCUUCAUUCUAUAGAAAGACCACAUCUUCCACAACAUGUGGAAGAAAGCAUUGAAGACAUCUUCCCAACAAAAAAGGAUUCAGACUCGGGUGUUGGCAGUGAUAGCGGUGAGAAGCGUUUAUCUACAAUAGAGCCUUGUGAAGAAGAUUCUACAAGCCCGAGUGUGCCAAUGUCCGAUAUCUUGGAAGAGGAAAACCUUUUGAAAGAAGAAAUUGUUGAACAACAGUUGAACAACUCACUGCAAGUUGAAUCCCCGCAGAAUUGUCUCUUGGGUUCAUUUGACAAAUCAUACCAGAAUGAAGCAGAGACCCUCAAAAUGGAAUAUCUACACUAUGAGGAGAGAAGGUCGGAAUUUGAUGAACCUUUGCAAAUUCAGGAGGAAUCGCCUUGGUUAAUACAAAACACUAGAAAUGCUUCAGAAAAACAGGAGCUCAAUGUAACAAUGAUAAACCCACUGAGAGAAGCAGUUGUUCUGUUGCAAGAUCCAACAAGGUUAAGUUUGGAAAUUGAAGACCCCAUAAAUGUUUACCCUUUACAGCGUGUUCCAGAAGCUGCUUUGAACAAUACAUCAGUGAAUGGACAAGUAGAACUGCAGAUGUCUCCAAUCUUACAGAAUGACAUCAUCAUCGAAACACCUGCAUCACAAAAUUCCCCUCAAGAGACUGAAAAUAGCACUCCAACUUUAUCACCCGUACAUAGCACAAUAGCCUUUGGCCUUAAACCUCGAUCUGACCCGUCCCUCACUCUUCCUCCUAUCUCCUUCAACAAACUUACACAGGCACAAAAUUGGGACAGCAAUAACAUGGAUAUCUCAGCAGAAGGAGGCAUUGACAAUGUAUUCAUCAGACCACAGAGGAAUCUGGAAUCAGUAGAUCCUCAGUUUACAAUACGAAGAAAAAUGGAACAAAUGCGAGAAGAGAAAGACCUGAUAGAUCACUUGCGGGAGAAUAUUGAAGUCAGAUUAAAGAUGGGCCUGCCUAAUGACGUAGGACCUGCUCUAAUGGAUGGGGUUGUUCUAUGUCAUUUAGCUAAUCAAAUCCGACCUCGGUCAGUGGGGAGUAUCCAUGUGCCUUCACCAGCUGUGCCAAAACUUAGCAUGGCCAAAUGCAGAAGAAAUGUUGAAAACUUCUUAGACGCUUGUAGAAAAAUGGGAGUACCUGAGGAAAAACUGUGUCUGCCGCAUCAUAUCUUAGAAGAAAAGGGUUUGGUAAAAGUGAGUGUCACGGUCCAAGCACUUAUAGAUGUAACCACGACCAAACAGGCUUUAUUUCUAUGAAACAAAUUGAUGCUGUUGGACGAGACUGUAGCACUGGGCUCCUUAUGGGAGACGGCCAGCAAUCAGCUCCUGUCUUAAGACUCUGCACAACAGACAGGCUGCCACCAAACUCAGCUCCCCAAUGGAUCAGCCAGACAGCAUUCAGCCUUCCCCAAGUACUGAACAUUCUGCACAAAACAACCGCCUCUUCCCUUCCCUGGGGUAACUGCCAGCCUGAAUGGGAAAAAGACAAUGGAUCUGUUUCUUCGUCUCUCAGAAAACCAGUAUUGCAAACAAAACAUGAGGGUUGCAGAAUCCCACAGCCACAGUGUGUAACACACACACUUUUAGUACUUGCCUAUGUGUUAAUAUAUAAAUAUAUAUAUAUAUAUAUAUAUAUAUAUAUAUAUAUAUAUAUAUACACGCCAUAUCAGGGUCUUAUAGAUGAUGUGCUUGGAUGCAGCACAGUAUUUUCACAGGCUUACACCCUGCCUGAUGUAUCACUAGCAGUACAAAGCAAAUGAAGAAGAACCAAGAAAGUGCUAGUUCCAUGGCACACACAUUGCUGGUGGGUGGUGGGCUCUUUAACCUAUUGCUGUUUAGCUGUUCAUAAUACUAAACUUCCACUAUAGCUACUCUUGGGGAUAGCAAGAGUUACAGUUCAGCAGCAGCUGGAGAGCCUCAUUGUCCUAAGCGCAAGGUAUUUAAAUUCUCUAUCUUAAGUUGCAUACGUUUUUUUGUUUUUUUUUGCAAACGUCAUCUUGGUCCAUAACCUGUGGCUGUUCCUGAGUUCUAACGGCUACCUUGAUUCAGCUGCCAUUGGUCCCUGGGGUGCUGUCUGGGGGUUGUAAGUGACCAGCUGGUGGGGGUGCAGGUUGGUUCUGACCAAUAUAUAAACGCACAGCUUUUUUGCACAUUAGUACUAACAGAAUGGUUACUCUUGGGGUUUUUGUGGGGUCAACUAAACUGGCUCCAAACACUAGUGAAGUAAACAUAAGUAACAGGGACAGCCAUACUGUAUGUAAUGUGUUUAAGGCACUUGAUAGCAUUUGUUUGAUUUGUAGAAGGUGUGAUCAAG